GCCGCCGCUGCUCCCGGACCCGGAAGUGUCGCAGCGCAGGACGGGGCGCUUCGCAGGGCGGCGAGGGAAGGUCAAAUGGCGGCGCUGCUGGGCGGGUUGGCCUUUUUGGGCUCCGCGGCCGGCAGGCAACUUUUGCCUGUUCCCACACUCAGUGCAACUGUAGUAAGAUUUGCAUCCAAAAAAACUGGAGGCAGCACCAAAAAUCGUGGAGGGAACAGAACUGGGAAAAGAUAUGGCUUCAAAAAAUUAGAUGGACAGUUUGUUCACGCAGGCAACAUAUUGGCCACCCAGCGUGUGAUUCGGUGGCAUCCGGGAGCUCACGUGGGGAUGGGCUGGAACAAAUGGUUGUAUGCUCUUGAAGAUGGAAUUGUGAGGUUCACUAAAGAAGUCUAUGUACCUCCUGCCCGCGGCAAGGAAAGCCGAGAAGUGAUCUGCCGGUUGCCCAAAGGAGCUGUGCUAUAUAAAACUUUCAUCAACGUUGUUCCUACCGGAGAAGUGGGAAGUUUUAAGUUGAUCACCAUGAUCUGAGAGCUAGUUCUGAAUGACUUUUGUUUAGUCCUCUGCAGCUGGGAAUGAAACAAUAUUUGGAGCAACUAUAGCAUAUCAUACAGAGACAUGCUUUUAACACACAGCUCUGAUGUGAUGCUGAUGAAAGAAAGAUAGUAUUUUUUUCCCAAAACACAACAGUAGUACUACUGCUGCUUACUUCAGAGGAACUAUCUCAAGCUAAUUCUUUACUCUUGGGGUAAAAGCAGAUGCUGGAGGUAGGUUUCCAAUUUAAGAGUGUCCUUAAGCAUUCUCAGCAGAUUUUGUAACCAGUAUGUCUACCUACAGACAUAUGAAAUUAUUUCUUCCCAACUUUAGCGCGUCACAAUUUGUACACAUUGUAAUAUCAUUAUUUGUACAUUAUGCCAGCGUAUGCACACAAUAAACUUUUGCAGUGUUGCCUGCUAUGUACCAAA
This is a messenger RNA of Crotalus tigris (Tiger rattlesnake), 962 nucleotides long. It is a transcript of the gene MRPL27, whose product is annotated as mitochondrial ribosomal protein L27. Gene Ontology annotation, cellular component: mitochondrial large ribosomal subunit; ribosome. NCBI's taxonomy places the organism in Eukaryota, Metazoa, Chordata, Lepidosauria, Squamata, Viperidae. The transcript is spliced from 4 exons. The record is from RefSeq and is a predicted model, not a curated record. Bases 76 to 528 code for a protein of 150 amino acids. Gene Ontology annotation, molecular function: structural constituent of ribosome. Gene Ontology annotation, biological process: translation.